This is a messenger RNA of Closterium sp. NIES-65, 1296 nucleotides long. The record is from the annotation of a GenBank genome assembly. Lineage: Eukaryota; Viridiplantae; Streptophyta; Zygnematophyceae; Desmidiales; Closteriaceae.
AUGGUUGAAGAUACGUGGAUACUUGCGCUGGAUGACGCCAUUGAUAUGGAUGACGACGCCGACGAUCUUGGUAACGAAAUGUCCCCAAACGAAAAUGUUGACAUCGGCUUCGAUCUUGGGCGAGGAAAACGCCACUACAUCACCGCCUCGCUGCCACAUCGCCGCCUCGCCACCGCAUCGCCGCCUCGCUUCCACAUCGCCACCUCGCCGCCGCUUCGCUGCCGCAUCGCCGCCUUGCAUCCACAUCGCGGCCUCGCCGCCGCGUCUCCGCCUCACCGGAAACACCGCCGCCUCGCCGCCGCCUCGCUUCCACAUCGCCCUCGUGCUGCCACAUCUGCACCACGUCGCGAGCGAGCGGCGUCACCGCCUCAUCGCCACCAUAUCGCGAUCUCUCUCGGAACACUGCCUCAUCACCGCCACAUCGACGCCUCCCCCGCACAUCGACUCCUCGUCAGCCCCGCCCCCUCAACGGCGUGCCUCCUCCAGUUCGCCGCCUGUCGCAUCGCCGAGUCACGCGCCGGCACUUUUAUUGCCGUUGAGGCGUUGCAUUCAUGCUCCUCGAAAAUACUCCCCCCUGCCCCCGGCCCACUCCCCCCCCCCCCCCCUCCCAAUCACCUCCCCCCGCUACACGUGCUCUACCCUCUACUUCAUGCAUUCCUCCCCUCUCUCAUCCCUUCCUCCACUCUCUCACCCAUCCCUAUCCUCUCUCAUCCUGUCCCCCACUAUCCUCCUCUCUCCCCCCGCCCCCCUCUCCCCCUAUGUCCGCACCUCUCCCCCUGUCCUCCUCUCUCCUCUUCCGGCCCUCCCUUGUCCCUGCUCUUCCCCUCAUGUCCCCCCUCCUUUCCCUUAUUCCCCUCUCCAACCCCGUUCCAUUCCCAAGUUACCCCCGUCUCUCCUUCUUCCCCGUUGCUCUCGGUUUCCCCCUUUGCGUUCCUUCAUUUCACCCACUACUACCUUCCUUUUCCCCCCAUGUUUCCCCACCCCCACUACCCUGUUGCUUGUCCUCUGUUUUGUCUUUGCCUUUGGUCAAUCUUCCCUCUUAUACCACCUGGUCACUCCCUUGCGUUCCCUCCUUUCCCUGAGUCUAGGGUCCCAUCUACCAUUCUUCCUUCUCAAAAACCAUCCCACCCUCUCGCAUCCCCGCUCCCCUCUCUCAUCCCUUCCUCUCCUCUCGUGAUGGUGCCUCGCCAUCGCACAUGCCUUCGCGCCUCUCUCAUCCCCUCCCCCCAUCUCUCAUCCUCGCCUCCCCUCGCUCCUCCCCUCCUUCCUUCUCUCAUCCCGUCCACCCCUCUCUAA